CUGAUGAAGGCGUCGAAGCUGGCCCGGCGGAAAGGGAACAACAACCUGGCGUGGUGGGCGGCCGGGACGAUGGCGGCGAUGGGGGCCUCCUCGCUGAUCAUGCUGACCGGGAAGGCGCUGAUGCUGUCCAUCCUGUCGUUGAUCCUGUCCGCGGGGAGCGCUUGGCGGCAGUUCGGCCUCGGCGGGAUCGGCGGUCGACUGACCAACUGCGGAGGUGCUUUGAUUGAUGUUAAUGGCCGCCACGACGUCCUGGGGGGCCGCAAGAACCUCAUGGACGAGGAUCAGAUUUUGAAUGCGUACAGAGCCCAAGUUAAAGUUCCCCCAGACAUAGACGAUGAAGAAAAAAUGCGGCUUCUCGCGAUAUUAACGGACUUACUAGCACCGCCGCGAAAGUGGGCGAGACCGCAGUAUCUACCAAUCAAAAGGGAUCCUGCAACUGAUUACUAUUAUUUGAACUGAAUUAGUUUAGCUUAGGAUAUUAGAUCUCUGCGUAAGAGCUGAAACCACUAUUUAGACAUUAGAAAUGACACAAAAUCAGGUUUCAAUGUUAUGUGGACGUAUUUCUGCUGAAGGGAACCAUGGAAAAGUGGAAAAGAUGGGGUGUGCUCUAAAAAGCUUGAUAAGACAAAGUGUAAAUUGGGCGUGAUUUUCUUUAAGGAAAUGGAAAAGCGGGAUUUUACAUUCUACUAAACGGAACUAAGCGCCAAGUGUGGGCGGCACUUAUGAGCCAUGGAAAUGUGACAAGGACGUUGCGAACAGGGCUCAUGAGUUAAUGCAUUACCGGAUCGGCGCGCGUACGCUCCGUCGUUGCCACUGACGUCACUGGCGCUCUAUAAUUCCCAUUCUUUCUUACGACCCUCGACUAACGAGCACAUCCCUUUUUUCCCACCUGUCUCUGGUUCCGUUUAGCAGAAAUACCCUCAUAUAUGAUGUAAUGUAAGGUAAUAAUACCCUCAGCUCCUGCAAUUAAAAUAUAUAUUCUCUUUUUAAGAAAUUCAUAAAUGUUUUAGAAGUAAGUUCAAAGUCGAGCAGGAUAGUUUGGUAACUUUCCACCGGGCAUUUAGCACGAGAAAGGCCUCAUUAAGCCACUCAUUUCAAUAUUCAUAUUUGAUAACUAAAAAGAGAGAAAAAUUCUGGAAUCUGGUUAAACGCAUCUUGCAAAAUCUAUUAGUAUCGUUUUUUUCAUUCAUGAAAAUGAAACAAAAAACGUAUAGAGAGAUGUUAGUUUACGACCGUAAAAAGAUACUAUCUUGUCAAAAACCAUUUGAGCAUACAGAUAAUCUCUUCAAAAGUAUUCAGUGAAAUGAUAUAAGCAAGUAUGAUGUUUUUCGUCAACUUAGUCUGCGUGAAUAUAGUUUUUCCGAAAUCGCGAGGCAGUCUAUAUUCUAAUAUUUCGUAUUUCUUUAGUAUUUCAUAUUAUCAAUUACCUAGUCAAAGGCAGCCCAAUCUCAAAACAAAGCUGUAGUUUAAAAAUACAAUCUCUGAAAUACAUUAAAAUUAGGUAAUUCCUUUAAAUACCUUUCAUAAUUAUCUUGCAUUUCUAAUCCCAACAGCCCCCUUACCAUCAUCCGAAGGAGAUAGACUGAUUACGUGCUAGGUCAGGUAUCAAAAAUUCGAUUGACGCAUGUUACUUUUCAUUGAUAGCAUUGCGGAAUAGUAUGUCAGUCUUCAUUUGUGAUUCGAUGUCGCUGAGAGCUGUUAAAAUUAUUAUAAUCUAUUAACUGUAUAUUGACAUGAGCUUCACUUCUUUCAUUGCUGCCUACGGUGAUAGCUCGAUUCCCGUGAAAAAAUUGAUGAAAAUUAUUCAGAAAUAGAGUGACACCGAGACGUCUGUUUCCAUCGAUGUUUGCAACCCUUCAUAAAUGGUACCAAUUAAAUGGCUCGCACAAUGCGACGCAAAUCUUGACACUAUCAUCACCAAAGAGUCAUUAUUUAUUAUGUUGAUUCCAUGUUCGUGAUUUCGUGAAGUCAUCCAGCAAAUAAAUUAUACGAUUAAGUACACUAAAAAAGUCUGGCAAAUCCACAAAAAGUCCACUUGAUUUUUAACACAGUACUGUUAGAUGAUAAUAACCCGCCUUCUGGCAACAUUUAUAAUUGUAGCUCCUUGGAAGACUAAGAGAAAUCGUUUGAUCUUGCUUUUCAUUGGUUGUUUUUAAUCAAAGUAAUUUAAGGUGAUAUAAAAUAUUUGAAAUUUGUUUUCUGAUGACUUUUUAACUCGUAAAUGAUAGCAGAAAUUUUUUACUUGAACAUGGUGAUGCCAAUCACCGUAACACCAGUUAUGAAUGUAGGGAUUUGAUUGUGAAACCACAAU
Messenger RNA from Bemisia tabaci, 2311 nucleotides. Lineage: Eukaryota; Metazoa; Arthropoda; Insecta; Hemiptera; Aleyrodidae. The record is from RefSeq and is a predicted model, not a curated record.